Trichomonas vaginalis G3 is the source of this 2121-nucleotide messenger RNA. RefSeq names its product ankyrin repeat-containing family. Bases 1 to 2121 code for a protein of 706 amino acids. Gene Ontology annotation, molecular function: protein binding. Gene Ontology annotation, cellular component: cytoplasm; nucleus. The record is from RefSeq and is a predicted model, not a curated record. NCBI's taxonomy places the organism in Eukaryota, Parabasalia, Trichomonadida, Trichomonadidae. The transcript has a single exon.
AUGGGACAAACUGCCAUUCAUGUUGCUACAGAUAAUAAUAUGUUCGAAAUGGUGGAGUUUCUUAUUUCACAUGGUGCAAAUAUCAAUGCAAAAGAUGGAGAAGGAAAAACAGCACUUACUAUAUCUGCAGAAAAAAGAAAUGAGGAAUUAAACAAAUUUCUUAUUUUGCAUGGUGCAGAUAUUAACUCAGCUGAUAAACGCAAUAGAAAAACUGCCCUUCAUCACUUUGUAGAGAAUAAUAAUAAAGAAAUGGUUGAAUUUAUUCUUUCACAUGGUGCAAAUAUCAAUGCAAAAGAUAUAAUUGGUGAGACCGCUCUUCAUAUUUCAUCAGAAAGAAAUAAUUACGAAAUAUCAGAAUAUCUUAUUUCUCAUGGUGCAGAUGUCAAUAUAAAAAACAGACAUAAAAGAAAAACGCCAUUUUAUUAUGCCUUGAAUAAUGAUAAUAUAGAAUUAUGUAAACUUCUUAUUUUUAAUGGAGUGGAUGUCAAUAUAAAUUUAUCAUAUGGAAAAACUGCUUUACAGUAUUUUGUAGAUAAAAAUCAAAAAGAAAUGAUGGAAAUUUUAAUUUCGCAUGGUAUCAAUAUCAACGCAAAGGACAGUUUUGGACAAACUGCACUCCACACUUCAUCAGAAAAUAACAAUACGUAUUUAUCAAAAUUUCUGAUUUUGCAUGGUGCAAAUAUCAAUCUAAUGGAUUGUCAUUGGAAAACUGCAUUCACUAUUUCAGCGAAAAAUAAUAAUAAAGAAUUAUCAGAAUUUUUAAUUUUUCAUGGUGCAGAUAUCAAUUCAAAGGAAAAAGACGGGAAAACGGCUCUUCAUUAUUAUAUUCAGCAUAAUAACAAAGCAAUGGUGGAGUUUCUUCUUUCGCAUGGUGCAAAAAUCAACGCAAAAGAUGAAGAUGGAAUAGCUCCACUUUCAAUAUCAGCAAUAAGCAAUAGCGGCAAAGAAUUAUCCGAAUUUCUUAUUUCAAAAGGUGCAGAUGUCAAUUCAAUUGACAAAUAUGGAAGAACUGCUCUGUCUUUUUCGGCAGAAAAUAAUAAUAAAGAAUUAACAGAAUUUCUUAUUUUAUGUGGUGCAGAUGUGAAUGUUAAGGAUGCAAAUGGAAAAACUCCUCUCCAAUAUUUUGUGAAAAAUAAUCUUGUUGAAAUGGUUGAAAAUCUUAUUUCACAUGGUGCAGAAGUCAAUUCAGCUGAUAAUGAUGGAAAUUCUCCCCUCCUUAUUUCAGCAGAAAAUAAUUUCCAUGAAAUUGCAAAUAUUCUUAUUUCUCACAAUGCCGACGUUAAUGCAACAGAUAGAAAAAGGAAAACGGCACUUCUUUAUGCUUUACAAAAUAAUAAUAUUGCACUAGCAGAAAUUCUUGUUUUAAAUGGGGCGAAUGUGAAUGUAUGUGAUUUACUUAGAAAUACUCCACUUCAUUAUGCUGUUCUUGAUAAUUGUAAAGAAAUAAUAGAAAUACUUCUAUCUAAUGGAGCCAAAAUUAAUGCCAUUAAUUCAAUCAAUGAAACAGCUCUGCAUCUUGCUGUAUCUGAAAAUUACAAAAAAAUUGUAGAGAUUCUUAUUUCAAACGGAGCCGAUGUUAAUGUCCUCAAUGAUGAAAAAAAAACUCUUCAUCAUCUUGCAGUUUAUUAUAAUUACAUAGACUUAGUUAAAACAUUUAUUUCCAAUGGAAUAGAUAUUGAUGUAACAGAUGAAAAGGGGCAAACCCCUCUUCAUAUUGCUGCACUUAAAAAUUGCCCGGAAUCAGCAGAAUUUCUUCUUUCUCAUGGUGCAGAUAUCAAUGCAAGAGAAAAGAUUUAUGGUGAUACUCCUCUUCAUUUUGCCGCAGUUAAUCAACAUUAUGAAAUGAUUGAACUUCUGGUUUUGCGUGGUGCAGAUGUGAAUGCAAAAGAAUAUAAAUAUGGAGAUAUACCUCUUAAUCUUGCAACGCUUAAAGGAGAUUUGAAAAUUGUUGAAUUUCUUAUUUUACAUGGAGCUGAUGUUAAUGCAACAGAUAAAAGUGGGCAAAUUCCUCUUCAUCUUGCAUCAUAUAAACAUAAUAUCCCAAUGAUUAAUCUCCUUGUUUCGCAUGGAUCAAACGUUGAUGCAAUAGAUCAUAACGGAAGAGUUGCCUAUCGAUUAUAA